AUGGCAGACUGGGAGUAUUUCGGAUGUCUGCGCGAGUGCAGAGGCAGGGUUCUGCAGCGUGCAGUGUGCACUGCAGGAGCCGGGGCGUCACUGAGUGAAAACUUCAACGCUCCACAUGCGUCACUGAGUGAAAACUUCAACGCUCCAAAUGCGUCAUUGAGUGACAACUUCAACGCUCCACAUGCGUCACUGAGUGACAACUUCAACGCUCCAAAUGCGUCACUGAGUGACAACUUCAACGCUCCAAAUGCGUCACUGAGUGACAACUUCAACGCUCCAAAUGCGUCACUGAGUGACAACUUCAACGCUCCAAAUGCGUCACUGAGUGACAACUUCAACGCUCCAAAUGCGUCACUGAGUGACAACUUCAACGCUCCAAAUGCGUCACUGAGUGACAACUUCAACGCUCCAAAUGCGUCACUGAGUGACAACUUCAACGCUCCAAAUGCGUCACUGAGUGACAACUUCAACGCUCCAAAUGCGUCACUGAGUGACAACUUCAACGCUCCAAAUGCGUCACUGAGUGACAACUUCAACGCUCCAAAUGCGUCACUGAGUGACAACUUCAACGCUCCAAAUGCGUCACUGAGUGACAACUUCAACGCUCCAAAUGCGUCACUGAGUGACAACUUCAACGCUCCAAAUGCGUCACUGAGUGACAACUUCAACGCUCCAAAUGCGUCACUGAGUGACAACUUCAACGCUCCAAAUGCGUCACUGAGUGACAACUUCAACGCUCCAAAUGCGUCACUGAGUGACAACUUCAACGCUCCAAAUGCGUCACUGAGUGACAACUUCAACGCUCCAAAUGCGUCACUGAGUGACAACUUCAACGCUCCACAUGCGUCACUGAGUGACGACUUCAACGCUCCACAUGCGUCACUGAGUGACAACUUUAACGCUCCACACUAG
Molecule: messenger RNA, 912 nt
Organism: Hyalella azteca
Lineage: Eukaryota; Metazoa; Arthropoda; Malacostraca; Amphipoda; Hyalellidae
Product: dr1-associated corepressor homolog
Exons: 2
Coding region: 1-912 (303 amino acids)
Source: RefSeq, a predicted model, not a curated record